Messenger RNA from Mollisia scopiformis, 846 nucleotides. RefSeq names its product DnaJ-domain-containing protein. The transcript is spliced from 2 exons. The record is from RefSeq and is a predicted model, not a curated record. The coding region runs from base 1 to 765 and encodes 254 amino acids. Gene Ontology annotation, cellular component: endoplasmic reticulum membrane. Gene Ontology annotation, biological process: cellular response to misfolded protein. NCBI's taxonomy places the organism in Eukaryota, Fungi, Ascomycota, Leotiomycetes, Helotiales, Mollisiaceae. Gene Ontology annotation, molecular function: Hsp70 protein binding.
AUGUCUGCGGAACAAGAUCAUUACGCAGUCCUCGGCUUGGGUCACAAUGCCAGCAUUGCAGAGAUAAAGACCGCGUUCCGCAAGGCUGCGCUUGCAACUCAUCCAGACAAAGGCCAGCGCGAAAUGACAGAGGCGUUCGUCAAGGUCAAAGCUGCGUAUGAUGUAUUGAGAGAUGAUAAGACCCGUGCAGAGUUUGACCAGAAACUCAAGAAGCGCAUCAACGAACGUAGCGAGCGCGGAGGACCGUACAGCGAGGACAAUUUCUCAUCGAAUGAAGGUGUCUACAGCACACAGGGACGGUACGGACAUCCUAUGGCUGAGUCUUCCAAGCCAAAUUUCCAUCCUCGAGCACAGAAUCCAGACGGGGAUGAUACAAGGGCCAAGGCUGACAAUCACAAUCAUAGAUACAACAACGCAGAAAGUAACUCCCAAAUGAACUAUCAGGCACAGUAUCCGCGCACCGAAGGACGAGCACCCAGACCCGCUACGAAGCAAAAAACAAGAGUGGAUUAUGGAACCCGCGAUCUGGAUGAGGUGAUUGACCUAGUGCGUACUGUCCUAGCUUCUGCCCGGGAAGCGAACCAGCUCGAUGUCAUAGAUGUCUUGCAAGAUGUUCUGAUAACCCUUGAACUAUAUACUAUCAGAAAUCUGAUCGCGUUCAGGAACUCUGUGCGGAAUCUAAGCAAAGGACAGCAUGUAGAUGCGUCGCUGAGGGACUUGAGAAUAUAUGUAAAGAUGCACAUUGAGUGGAAUGUACCUAAGUAGGAGAGGUUUCUCGGACGGUAAGUGUACUCAGGCAUAAUGUCACUUCCUCAGUAGUCCAUCACUAAUCUUUACUGAGGGAGU